Molecule: messenger RNA, 2439 nt
Organism: Asterias rubens (European starfish)
Lineage: Eukaryota; Metazoa; Echinodermata; Asteroidea; Forcipulatida; Asteriidae
Product: monocarboxylate transporter 12-like
Exons: 4
Coding region: 396-1775 (459 amino acids)
Biological process (GO): monocarboxylic acid transport; transmembrane transport
Molecular function (GO): monocarboxylic acid transmembrane transporter activity
Source: RefSeq, a predicted model, not a curated record
CCCAUGCAGUCUAUUAUAGGCCUUCAGAACUUAUACAAAUCUAUACUCACUGUUAAAACACGCACUGGGUGGCUUUCUAAACACCUACAGUAUGUCAUGCAUGUACCGAGCUACAAUGUGCUUUGUUUUAACAAUGUUAAACAACAGUUUUAACAAUGUGCUUUUUGGAUACGAUGAUCCCUAGGUCAAUAGCUUCAAGCCUGUUUUUUAAGUAAUGAAAGACCACUAUGGUCUAGCCGUUAGCACAUUGCGUUUUGCUAAUCCCAGACUUGAAAUCGAGUCUACAAAAGGACCUUGAUCAAAGUGCAUCUACGUCCAGCACAUGCGACAAUCACCCUACGGAACCUGCUGAUGAAUCGGACUUCUGAGUAAAUUCCUAUUGGAAAAGCGCCAAAAUGACAACCAAACUACAUCAAGAAAAGAGAACGACAAUGGGGUGCAUUUUUCUACAAAGUGUAUCAAGUUGGUUUGUUAAAACCUUCAAAGAUGGCGGUCUUCUUGGAUGGGCUGUUCUGGGUUUAUUUUCAUCAUGGAUAGCGUGGAUAGGAUUGAUUAAGGGUCUUGCUGUGAUGUUACCAACUCUACAAGAACAAUUCGAUGCUUCGACUUGGUUAGUUGGCUGGAUGAUUGCUAUUAUAGACGCCAGUUCGUCGAUAUCAGCUCUGUUUGCCUCUCCUCUACGAGAGAAACUAGGAGUGCGAGUUGUGGUCAUGGUGAGUGGGUUACUCGUCAGUGGUUCACUGAUAGCUUCGGCUUUUGCAACCAGUUUGUCUCAGAUAACGGUUCUUCUCACUCUAGCUGCCGGUCCUGCGGUUGGUUGUUCACUCGUUGUAAGUAAAGAGAUGAUUGGACGUUGCUUUACUGAAUCGAGCGCAACAGCUUUCGGCGUGGGAAUACUUGGCGGUUCCAUUGCCUUCGUCACCUGCGUACCCUUAACGCAAUUCUUCUUGGAUAUCUACGGUUGGAGGGGAACCAUGCUGCUACUUGGUGGGAUUUUGUCUCAUCUUGCUGUCUGUGGAGCUUUAAUGAAAGAACCCGCUGUGAAACGAAAUAACGAUGAAUAUCAAACAGUUGCUUUAAAUGAAGACAUCGGUGAUGAUGAAGAAGCAACAUCAAACAGCCGUUGUUGCUCUUGGUUUAACAGCGUUCACUCAUUCAUCAGCCAGACUUUCAAGCUUGGUUUAUUCUCCUUACCAGCAUUUUGGCUUAUAAUCUUCAUGUACAACAUUUGGAUGAUGAUGAACAUAGCUUGGGUCAUAUAUUUUGUAGCAUACACAACCGUAUCCAAGGGGUUUUCACUUGGAGACGCUUCCAACUGUGUCGUCAGUUAUGGAAUUGGGAGAAUACUUAGCAGUAUAACUGUUGGUCCGUUGGUCAAAAACUUCAAAGUACUAAGUCUAAGCAACUCUGCGUGGUUGGGACUUGGACUAUUUUUGUCGUCUUUGUAUUAUCUCAUAGAUCCCUGGCUGAUGUCUUUUUGGCCGGUACUUGUGGCAGCUUUCAUCUAUGGGUAUUUCACAGUGAUGGUACACAUACAAUUUGACCUCGUCGUUAUAGAGUCAUUUGGUGCUGAUCGAAUGGGAUUCUUUCUUGGUUGGAAUGGAUUUUUCACUGGAGUAACUGGGCUCUUCACAUUGUAUUUCCCAGGUCUAAUCUACGACCACUUUGGUAGUUAUACCUUAGCCCUAAUUCUGAUGGGAGGCGUCCAACUGCUUACCGUGGUGGCUCUACUUGUUCUAGUUUGGCUGCAAAGACGUCGUCCGGCCAGCCUCUGAGGGGACGUCCGAAAAUGUAUCCGUACUGCCAAUCCCGAUGCUCACUGUCGCGGUGUUCACUGUCUCACCAUGGUGGCGCUGUUCUGUUACAUUCCGCAUUGUUUAAAUGUAUUUGACAUUAUUUGAACAAGUACUUAAACGAUAGCUCUCGAUCCUCGCUUGUACUUAGUUAUUUCAUAGAUAUGUGUGUCACAUGCACGGUACAAAGGAGACAGCGGAGACUUUAAAUGAGCUUUCCCAUUUAUUUGCACUCGGUGUUUAAUACACAGGUGAAAGGGAGAUGGCUACGGAAAAUUACAUGUCUGAGAAGAACUAAAAUAACCUCGAACAGAACACAACGGAAUCAGGAACAGAAAUGAGCCUAUGCGGUGUUCGCUGCAAGAAUACAUUAAGCAGCCAACGCCCACAUUCGUUGGUACUCGGGCAUACUGGACAUUCCAAAGCAAUACAAAGUAAAUACCAGCAAUGCAGUGGUUGAAAUAAAUGAUGGGGAAGGCGGGCGGGACAAUAAUAGAAAUACCACAGGAUAAUACAUUGAAGGAAUAAUGAUAAUGCAAUACAACAAACACACUUAUCGACGGAGAUAACAAUGUGUGUAUUAUUUGCUUUAACAAUAUUUAAAUUUGGUAUACUUAAACAGCUACCUGAGCGGAAUGUUUUCAAC